AUGACCACCUUACUAUCUCGUAGAGGAUACAGAAGGUUCCGGUCACAGAGAAGACACAUAUCCGGAAGAGCAAAUCACGUCAGGAGUGAAGAGAUGUCAUAUUUCUGGAACAAUAUGAAGCGCAAUCAGACAGGAGCAUCACUCCCACCCAAAAUAGGAGCUUAUGACAUCACAUGUGUUAUCCAAAACCUUGAUGGCGAAGGCUCUUUAUGUGUCAGGUGGCUGUACACUCCUGGCAAGAUAAAGGUCAACUUCAUCUGCCAGGGGUUAAAAUUGAAAUUUAUAUUAUUUAGAACCGAGCCAGGAGGAUCCAUUUAA
This is a messenger RNA of Pelobates cultripes (western spadefoot toad), 318 nucleotides long. NCBI's taxonomy places the organism in Eukaryota, Metazoa, Chordata, Amphibia, Anura, Pelobatidae. The record is from the annotation of a GenBank genome assembly.